CUCCUCGGUCUUUCUCUUUCAAUAAUGAGGCCUGUGGUCAGGAUUCUGCGGCCCAGUGCCAGGCAUGUCAGACUCUCGUGUAAUCCGUCCUGGAAUAGAUCUUCGAAUAUUGGUUUAAGGGAGAGUUUAAUUCCCACGCGUCCCCUUGCACGGUCAUUUUCACUAAACCCAUGGGCCUCAAAAUCACCACAGACCACCUCCUCGGUGCCUUCAAUACCAACAUUGGACGAGUCUACAUCAGCAGCCACUACGCCCGAAGUAUCCAGUUCUGAAGUGCCCAACACCGGACUUCCUGCGGGGGUCGACACGAAUCCACUAAUAGACCUCCUUCCUCAAUCUACCCUCGACUCUGCCAUUUCUACAGCAAUAACUACCACUUCCAACUCAACCUCGGCUCUCCAGCCCGUUGCUGAUCUCGCCGCUCUCGGUUUGAUAACAUGGACCCCAGCCGGCUUCUUCCGCUGGACUCUCGAACUCUGUCAACACACAACCGGUAUUCCCUGGGGACACGCCAUAAUCCUCACAUCCGUCAUCUGGCGUAUCGCUCUCUUCCCUGUUGGCGUCUACUCCGCGAAAUAUGCCUCCAAAAUGGGCCCCAUUUCACCAAAACUCCAAGAACUGAGCGCGCAGAUGAAAGAAGCGUACAUGAAAAAAGACGUCGUAGCUUCCACUUCUCUCGCGAAUCAGCAGAAACAGCUCUUCAAAAGUGCUGGAAUACACCCAUUGGGAGGUAUCAUUGGUCCUCUUAUACAACUACCAGCAGCGAUGGGGAUGUUCUUUGGGGUCAGAAAGAUGUGUUUGUACCCGGUUGAGCAGUUGAAAGAUUCUGGACUGUCUUGGAUUCCCGAUUUGACGGUGGCUGAUCCUACUGGGAUUAUGCCUGCUGUGUUUGGUAUAUCGAUGUUCUGGCAGUUGACGGUCACAGGCCAAGAAAUGUCUCUUACUGGACGUCCUCAAGCAGUCCACAUCCUCAAUCUUCUCCGUUUCCCGGGAACACCUAUCAUCGCAUACCUCAUGACAGACCUUCCGUCCGGCCUUUUGUUAUCCAUAUUGACAACCGCCCUCAUCACUACCGUUCAAACUCACUUACUCCGGAUACCUGCUGUACGAAAGUCCUUUGGUAUGAUAACACCGCCCGUCCAACUCGGGCCAGAUGGGAAGCCGUUGAGGAGUGGCUUACCGUCCUUCAAGUCUACUUGGGUUUGGGCUACUGAUAGUCUUAGAGAUAGGUGGGGUGAGGCUGCAAAACAGGCCGCGGAGAAGGAGAGGACCAGGAGGGAGGCGUUGGAUAGGAAGAGAGGUGUUGGCAGUGGCGGGAUUAGGAGGAAGUGACAUGAUGGUGUCCAACGGCCUGUACCUUACUAAAGUAUAGUAACUAUUUAUUUCUCGUCUUUAGCCACGGGUAUGCUUGAACCAGGUAUGUCUGCUUGCCGACUCUCGGUCAU
Messenger RNA from Marasmius oreades (fairy-ring Marasmius), 1445 nucleotides. RefSeq lists its product as uncharacterized. Gene Ontology annotation, biological process: protein insertion into mitochondrial inner membrane from matrix; mitochondrial respiratory chain complex IV assembly. The coding region runs from base 25 to 1332 and encodes 435 amino acids. The record is from RefSeq and is a predicted model, not a curated record. NCBI's taxonomy places the organism in Eukaryota, Fungi, Basidiomycota, Agaricomycetes, Agaricales, Marasmiaceae. The transcript has 3 exons. Gene Ontology annotation, molecular function: membrane insertase activity. Gene Ontology annotation, cellular component: mitochondrial inner membrane.